CCUACUGGGAGACCCUGCUGUCCCGGCUAAAGGCCUACAUGGCAAGGGCAAGGCUGAGGGAGAGGCACCAGGAGAACCUGAGGCGCAAGCUGUUCCAGCUCAAACAAGAGCAAGGCGUGGACAGCGGCCCCCUGUUCCCGUGCGUCAAAAAGGAGUCCCCGUCACACCUGGAUGGGGAAGGCUUUCCCCAGCCUGGCCCUUCCGGCUCACAGCCGGGAGAGGCCGCGGAGGUGAAGGAGGAGCCCUCAGAACGGCCUGAAUCUUCGGCGGCUAGCACGGCAGAGGGCGAGGAGGAGGAGGAAAACAAGGAGGGCGAAGCAGAAGAACCGGCCGUGGUCAACAAUCCCAUCGCCAAGAGUGAAGAGGACUACCGGUCCGGAGGCUACAGCCCGGUCCUCGUCAGGAACGAAGACCUGGAGCCUGGCACCAUCCUGAUCGACACCGUCGACGACGAACAGAGGCUCGAGUUUGCCAGGCAACAGCUCAUGGGCACCGGCAGCAGGGUGCAGGACUUGAGCACGCGGGAGGAGCGUGCCUUCAUGCUGGAAGCACGCAAGGGCAUGGACGGGGACGACGCCAACUUCAGCGUGGAGGCCCCACUCCAGGACAAGACCUACCUCUGGUCGGACAAGUACCGGCCGCGCAAGCCCCGCUACUUCAACCGUGUCCACACGGGAUUCGAGUGGAACAAGUACAACCAGACCCACUAUGACAUGGACAACCCUCCGCCCAAGAUUGUGCAGGGCUACAAGUUCAACAUUUUUUACCCAGACCUCAUUGACAAGAAUAGAACCCCAGAGUACUUUCUGACACCUAUUGAUGGAAACAAGGACUUCUCAAUCCUGCGCUUCCAUGCCGGACCACCGUACGAGGACAUUGCAUUCAAGAUUGUCAACCGAGAGUGGGAGUACUCAUACAAGCGUGGCUUCCGCUGCCAGUUCCACAACAACAUCUUCCAGUUAUGGUUCCACUUCAAGCGAUACCGCUACAGACGCUGACAGAACAGCCAGUGGAAUCCAACAAGAUACUGUGUGUACAAAAGUAAAGUUAUGCGUGCCUCACAAAGCCAACAAUUUUAUCUGUGUGUUGUUUUUCUUAUUUAAUAAAAACAUUGAACAAAGUUUACCAUACUAA
This is a messenger RNA of Ixodes scapularis (black-legged tick), 1134 nucleotides long. RefSeq names its product cactin (gene cactin). The record is from RefSeq and is a predicted model, not a curated record. NCBI's taxonomy places the organism in Eukaryota, Metazoa, Arthropoda, Arachnida, Ixodida, Ixodidae. Gene Ontology annotation, molecular function: protein binding. Gene Ontology annotation, biological process: mRNA cis splicing, via spliceosome. Gene Ontology annotation, cellular component: spliceosomal complex; cytoplasm.